This is a messenger RNA of Strongylocentrotus purpuratus (purple sea urchin), 2560 nucleotides long. Its product is annotated as arylsulfatase B. The record is from RefSeq and is a predicted model, not a curated record. NCBI's taxonomy places the organism in Eukaryota, Metazoa, Echinodermata, Echinoidea, Camarodonta, Strongylocentrotidae.
CAUGAAGAGUCUACGACGGAGUACGACUACGAAAGUACGAAGACUAGAUCAGAUCUAGACGUAGAUUUCACUUGGGUAACUGUGAAAAGCAAAGUUUCUAGGUGUAUGCAUGAAUUGAAAAUGUUGAAGGUUAAACGUUGCUCCUGCGCUUUCCUCGUGGAGGCUCUUACUGUUACAGUCCUGAUAUGCACUGGGUUGAUCAAGGGCGCCACAGGCAAGCCCCCGCACAUUGUUUUCAUAGUGGCUGAUGACUAUGGAUGGUUCGAUGUCGGCUAUCACAAUUCCACGAUCAAGACGCCCAAUCUUGACCUGCUGGCUAGCCGUGGGGUCAAACUGGAAAACUACUAUGUUCAGCCCAUCUGCUCGCCAAGCAGGAGCCAGUUAAUGACAGGCAGAUACCAGAUCCAUACAGGCCUCCAACACUUUGUCAUCAUCGCCCCUCAGCCCAACUGCCUACCCCUUAAUGAGACUACCCUGCCCCAGAAACUCAAGGAAAGUGGCUACGCCACACACCUGGUAGGAAAGUGGCACCUCGGUUUCUACAAGAACGAAUGCAUGCCCCUCCAACGAGGCUUCGAUUCCUCAUUUGGUUAUUUGUCUGGUAUGCAAGACUACUGGACUCACUUCCGGUCGGGAUCAUUCCCAGGUUUUCCUGAGGGGAACCAUUGGCUUGGCAUUGACUUUUGGGACAACAAUCGAGUGGCGUGGGAAUACACCGGAAACUACUCUCAGUUUGUGUUCACUGAACGAGCUCAGAGGGUUAUACAGCAGCACAAUCCCAAUCAGCCACUUUUCCUGUACCUGCCGCUUCAGUCGGUCCAUGGACCCCUCCAGGUCCCAGAGAAGUACAUGAAGCCUUACGCUCACUUCCAGGACGUAGGCAGGCAGACCUACGCAGGAAUGGUGGCCACUAUGGAUGAAGCAGUUGGCAAGGUUGUAGACUCUUUACAAGAAGCCGGGCUAUGGAAUGAUACAGUUCUUGUGUUUACAACAGAUAAUGGUGGAACUCCUGGUAAAUCUGGCAACAACUGGCCACUAAGGGGAACCAAGAACACCCUUUGGGAGGGCGGGGUCCAUGGUGUGGGGUUCAUUACAGGACCAAUGAUCCCUGCAGGGGUGCAAGGCACAGUGAGCAAACAUUUCAUGCACAUCAGUGACUGGUUCCCAACCCUGAUUGAAGGUGUGGCAGGGGACACCGCCGGCCUUGCUCUGGACAGCUAUAACAUGUGGAACUCUAUCACAAAGGGAACACCCUCCCCUAGGAAAGAACUCCUCCACAACAUUGACCCCUACAUCCGUGCCGACCAUCCUUUCGGCUACGGCUACGACGAAGAAACCGACAUGAUCUACCCGCUGUCCGGUCUCUACCCCAAGAUGGCAGCAGAGUUCUCCACGGAUAUGAGAGCGGCCAUCAGAGUAGGAGAAUGGAAGCUCCUCACAGGAUUUCCAGGGAGGAGCGGCUGGUACCCACCACCGGAGUGGAACAUUCACCCCAUCGAUCCUGUGGAAGCUGCUAACAAAGUAACAUGGCUCUUCAACAUCACAGCAGACCCUUGCGAGAAGAACGACCUCUCAUAUCAACAUCCUGAGGUCGUUACUGAACUUGUUGGUCGCCUGGAGGCCUACUACAAGACAUCUGUACCGGUCAGGUUUCCAAACCAGACCGUUAAAGCUGACCCUGCCUUGCACCAUGGUGUAUGGGGGCCAUGGGAGUGACCCCUAUCCCAACCAGACGAUCAAUCUAUUAAUCUAUUAAUCUAUUAAUCUUGAUCGAAGGAGACACGAACAAACGAACGAAUACAUGUACCGUAUAUGUACUUUCAUGAACAAAGCAGUACUUGAUUUAUGUAGAGGAAUACUGGCAGCUAGAUAUAGUCUAGUUUACAGGUGUGACUCAGAUAUGAGUGUUUGUAUGUGUGUCUUAUAUAUUCCUUAGCUUGUGUUCACUUUGUAUACAUUUUAUAUCUGUAUCUUGUCAACUAUGUUCACCCUUUCUUUGUUGACUUUGUAAAGUAGCCGCUUACAAAUGUAAGCCUACAGGUAUGUCUUUGUGUAUUAAUUCCUAUCAUUUUUUUGGCAUGGCAUUUGGGAAUUAAUGGGAAUCGUAUACGCUUUGUAAGCCUUUGUUGUUUUAAUUGUUGUUGUUGUCUUUAUUGGGUCUUUUUUUGUAAAUACUAUUGUUGAUGUUUUAAUGUUAUUUUUUGUUGUUGGUAUAUUUGGCAUUUUUCUGGGCCUUGUUUCAGAAAACUUGUUUAUUAUCAAUAGCAAAUGAAAAAAUUCUAUGACAAAUUUGCCUUCAGCAAAUCAAAUGCCACGAUUUCAAUAGCUUAUAUCAGUUAUUGGAACUUGUUAUAGAUAAUAUUUUUUAGGAAACUUGUUCAAGUAGUUGCGAUCGUGUUCAAGGUCGUUAUACUAUUAAGCGUAUAAAGCUUUUUUUGUGUCAUUUUGUGAAACCAGCAAUGAAAUCAGGCUGAACAGAUUAUGUCAUCUGAAAUUUGGACCCUGUUUUUCUUUUGGAAUCCAUCCAGUGCAAUAAACAAUGAUGUGAGAGUAAUAAUAA